Messenger RNA from Clonostachys solani, 1809 nucleotides. Lineage: Eukaryota; Fungi; Ascomycota; Sordariomycetes; Hypocreales; Bionectriaceae. The record is from the annotation of a GenBank genome assembly.
AUGACAGGACAUAUCACCAAUGGCUCUGGAUUAGCAGGCCUGCCAAGUGAGAUCCUCAGCAAGAUCAUACGCUGUUUACUUGAUGAUAUAACCACAAACAAGAGAUCGGGCCAGCCACACGAUUACUACACGCAGGAUUACCAAACCGCAACCGCCCAGUCGACAAAAGCUCUGGUCACUCUUUGUCUCGUCUCACGCAGGCUUAGGGACGCUGCCACCCUCUCACUAUAUCGCCAUGUCACCCUCGUCCCUCGCAAGAUCCCGGGCUCAGUGGCAGCUUCCCGUGUGGCACUCGACGACGGCGUUAUGCCCCUGACGCUCUUCCUGAGAACUCUGGUUCAACGGCCCGACUUGCGGCCUUUGGUUCAAACUCUUGAUUGUCAGUUCUUCUUAAGACAUGCUGAAUCCACGCCUGCUAGUCUGGAAAGCUCGAAAUCCGCCCUGCGCUACCAGGAGGAUUUCCAGUUUCACAAACAGAUCAUCGAGAGCACCACGCGGCCUCCCCUGUCCCAGGAAGACUUGAUCCUAAACCAUGUCGCGGCGACCAAUCCUGGCCGUGUCAACGAUACUUGCGAGCGUGCCUUGGCUGCCAUUUUGUGCUUGGUUUCCGAACUACGGAGUCUUUCAUUACCUCCAUUGCCCCACUCAAAGUGGCUCAUUGUUACCGACGACGAAUGGGAGCUAUAUGCUCCUCAAAAUGAAUAUCACUACAAUACAUUGUCCUCACUAGUAGAGACCGCCCGCCAGAGCGAAUUCUCUGCUUGCGCGCUACAGCACCUAGAGGCAGUUCGGUUUACCGGCUGGCGUGGCUUCGACGGCUUCAACAGCGAUAAGGAAGUCGUGUACAAUCCUCCAGCUGACCCUACUCUCCCUGAUUGUCCUGAUCAUACGUUCCCGCUGUCAAGUUGUCUCAAUCUCUUGCUAGGGCCCAAUAUUACUGACUUCAAGGCUGAUGCUGUGGAUGAGGUUGAUCCCGACCAAUUUCGUAAGAACCUACCAAUGCAUAGCAGCAUCAAGCGAGCUUCCCUUACUAUUUCCUAUCAUUUGAUGGUGUUGAAUUUUAUCGGCCGUACGUGGGAUCUAUCUGCCCUGACCGUACGACCCGCUCGGGCGGUAUUCAUGAGACGCGACGAGGGAAUGCGGCCUCACAUUCCAAAUCUUGAUGCAUGGGACAACAGUUUGCUUAGCCUGAAAGGUUCUCUCAAGGAGCUAGACAUUGGUUGGAUGGACGGCUACGAGUUUCCAUCACAUCGGCGGCUCAAUUCUCUUCCGCUUCUUGGAGCGCUAGAGCAUUUGUGUAUCGGGAUUCCCUUAUUGGCGGGGAUGGCAAAGUUCUCCGAGUCGCCGCUACAUUCCGUGCUUCCUCCCAAUCUUAGAACACUCAGGCUACACGAUUGGGUCACUGGGAACUACUACGACAAAUACCUCCCCGGCUUCGACCUUUUUGAGUUGGCUGAGGAUGAAGUUGAAGAUGGGCUCAAGCCCCUGGUUACGUUCCAGAUCGACUUCUCCGCCUCACUCCGGUCUUUCGCCCAGGUCUGUGGAACCACUCAUCCCCAUCUGCGGUCUAUCAUGGUCUUCGGCUUCCGCCCGAUAGAUAAGGCCGCCUCUGAAUCGGCGGAGAGUAAAGCUGAGUUUUACCUCGCGGCCCGCCAGUUGGAGCUUGUCGGAACUGAGCCGGGGCAAGUCGUUCGAGGCGGGGGGGGAAUCCAAGUUCUGUUUGCGCAAACGGGGGUUGUAUUUGAAGAGCUGUUUCAUGAACAGGAGAUUGACUUGCCUUUUCAGGCUCAAGUCAGUCGUUAUCAAUGA